Caenorhabditis briggsae is the source of this 402-nucleotide messenger RNA. RefSeq names its product Protein CBR-FLP-8 (gene Cbr-flp-8). The transcript has 4 exons. The record is from RefSeq and is a predicted model, not a curated record. The coding region runs from base 1 to 402 and encodes 133 amino acids. NCBI's taxonomy places the organism in Eukaryota, Metazoa, Nematoda, Chromadorea, Rhabditida, Rhabditidae. Gene Ontology annotation, biological process: neuropeptide signaling pathway.
AUGCUCCUCGGAGUGGUUUUUUCUAUCUUUGUACUCGCCAUAUCGGCCCACGCCACCUGCGAUGUGUCUGCACUCGCCACCGAGUCGGAAAAAGAACUCGGACUUCGGCUCUGUCGUCUUGAGUCAGAGAUGCAAGUGAUCGAAAGAGCCUUGCAAGAGGUGAUGCAGCAAACAGACGUCACAUCGUUCGACCAAGAAGUUCCGGCGAUGAACAAGCGUAAAAACGAGUUUAUCCGAUUUGGAAAACGUAGCGAUGGAAUGGAGAAGCGCAAGAACGAGUUCAUCCGGUUCGGAAAGAGAAAAAAUGAGUUCAUCCGAUUUGGACGAUCCGAUAAAGGUCUCGGACUCGACGAUAACGUUUCCAUGGAAAAGCGAAAGAACGAAUUCAUUCGAUUCGGAUGA